UCUCCUCCUCUACAUCAAAGUUUGCCUGGUUGUAUUAUGACUAUGUGAGUUUCACACGGUGAAAGCAUCAGUGCUGAGGGAGGCAAAUAUGAUUGUGGCUGUCCUCCUGCUGUGUGCUGUGGAGCUACACAGCUCUGAUGGUGUAGACGCUCAGAGUCCAAUCUGUGUACCCACUCAAACGGUGGCGUGUUUUGUACCCGCUGACCACCAGAAUGCAUCUGGUCCCGUCAGCCUCGAGGUGCUUGUUGGUAAGGAGCUCAUGAUCGCCCUGGAUCAGUCUUCUCAAUCGUCCGUCUGCCGCUGGAUCAGAGGAUCAGAACCAGUUCUGACAGUAAACGGGAGUCGGUCUUUGGUUCAUCCGUCUCUCUCGGAGGCAGACUCUGGGGAGUACACACUGAGCUGUGAAACCAGCAGUGACACCAGCUUCUCCAUCAACGUGUCUCUUCAUGUUGUCAUGAAACGUCCCACAAAGCCAAAGCUGGCACUGGAUAAAGUUGAUGCCACAAUGACGUCCCCUGAUUUUCUCUGCAUCUCUGAGGGCCACCCAGAGCCAAACAUAACAUGGUUUGGACUCGUGAAUGGAAAGCUUGUUCCUCAAGACAGUGAAGAAGAAACAGGAAACAGAAUAUCCAGCAGUGAUUAUUACGACAGAGGAGCAAUAUGCUGUGCUACUAACGCUGAAGGACAGGAGUGCUCCCAGCUCUUUGACUAUGACUUGGAAACAGAUGGUAUGAAAACUGAUGAGGUUUCUAAUGUGACUUUGAGCCCUGGACAGCCUUUAGUGCUUCGCUGCAGAAUAUCUGAUUCUAACCCAAAAAGAGCCAUGUGGGAGAUCGGCAGCAGACGAAUGGUUGACAGUUCAUUACAGUGCUCCUCCACAGUCAAAAAUGAGAUCUGCAUAAAAAAUGACUCCCAUUACAGCAGUGUGAUGACUUAUCUGUACAUCGAGUCGGUCAGUGUGAGUCACAGCGGCACAUACACCUGCAGGAGCAGCAAAACUAAGUCUGUCUACAUUAACGUCCAGGCUGAAGGAUUCAUCGUUUCCCAGCUGGAUGAGAGAAAGAGCCUACUAGCCGAGCGAGCCUCAAAUGCCUGCCUGGAAGCCAGUGUCUCCUACCAUCCUGUGCUUCAGCAGUGUCUCUGGGAAGCUCCUGAUAAAACUCUGACUAAAUGCAAGAGAGACCAGUGGGUGACAAAACACAGGACUGUAAAGCUAUGUGGGUCUCUCAAAUCAGGAGAUUAUAAGUUACAUCUAGAGGCCGGAGAACAAAAGGAAACAAAGACUAUAUCAGUGUGCAUUGUGGAUGCUCCAAAGUUUAAAUUCACCACUGACAUGGAGAACGAUACUUUCACCGUUACAGCUGUGAGUCUUGUGCCUGCAAAUUACUCCUGGAUGUUGUGUUCUCCAGCCAAUGACAGUGAUUGUGACACAGUCUCUUCCUGGAAAAUGGUGCACUUUGGGAGCGACUCUCAUGUCUCCUGUCACAAGACAAUCAAGAGCUCUCUGAGCAGAGACAUCGUUGAUGGACACGAUUUAAAGUUUUGCCUGAACAACUCUGCUGGUUCCUGGUGCCAGACUCAACUCUCAAUACACUACCCACCUUCAGCCAGUGCCUCCAAAGGCUCUCCAAAUGUUGACAACAGCAGCUUUGUGGUGCUGAAAGUAGGCAGUGGGCUUCUUCUGCUGGCCUUAGCAGUAGUUAGCAUAAUGCUAGCAUACUAUGUCAAAAAGAAGAAACCUCAGUACCAGCCUCAGCUUCAGAUAAUCCAGGUGGUUGGACCCAACGACAAUGAUUACAUCUACAUCAACUUCAAGGACUUUGAGUACGACCAGAGGUGGGAGUUUCCCCGAGAGAACCUGGAACUAGGUAAGGAGCUUGGCUCUGGAGCUUUUGGCAUGGUGGUCCAGGCAACAGCUUACGGCAUCAGCAAGCCUGGAGUCUCUCAGCAGGUGGCCGUCAAGAUGCUUAAAGAUAAACACCAGACUGUGGAGAAGGAGGCUCUGAUGUCGGAGCUGAAGAUGCUGACUCACAUCGGUCACCAUGCUAACAUUGUUAACCUGCUGGGGGCGUGCACAGACUCAGGACCCACAUACCUGAUUUUCCAGUACUGCUGUUACGGAGACUUGCUGAACUACAUGAAGAAAAACAGAGAGCUAUACCAUAAGUCUGUGACCGAUGCUUUCAACAACGACCGUUUCAGCAGCCUUUACCACAACCUGCAGCCACAGAAGAGCAGUGAGCCUCACACCACAGUUGAUAAUUACAUGCCGAUGCACCCGUCUACCACAAGGGGGCAGGAGAACAUCGCCCUGCUCAACUUAAACAGUGCUGACACAGACUGCUUUGAAGAGGUAGAGAUUUUUGAAAAUCCAGAUGACCCAGCAGAAGACCUGCAGACUCUGACAUUUGACGACCUGCUCAGCUUUGCCUUCCAGGUGGCCAAAGGCAUGGAGUUUCUCUCCUCCAAGAAUUGUAUCCACAGAGACCUGGCAGCUCGAAACGUGUUGGUGACAAAAGACAGGCUGGUGAAAAUCGGAGACUUUGGACUGGCUCGAGACAUAGAAAACGACUCCAACUAUGUUGUGAGAGGAAACGUCCGUUUGCCGGUGAAGUGGAUGGCACCAGAGAGCACGUUUCAGGGAAUCUACACCAUGAAGAGUGACGUCUGGGCUUACGGCAUCCUGCUCUGGGAAAUCUUCUCACUCGGUGUUACUCCAUACCCAGGCAUGAAGGUGGAUCACACUUUCUACUCCAUGAUUCAGAGAGGAUUCAAGAUGGAGUGUCCAUACUACGCUGACGAGGCUGUGUAUGGGAUGAUGUGUAAGUGUUGGGCUCUGGAGCCCUGCGAUCGUCCAACUUUCUCCAAAGUGGUCUCCUUUAUGUGUGACCGGCUGAUGGACAGAGAGGAGAAGAUCUACCACAACAUGACCGAGCAGACAUCCAGCAUCUACCAGAAUGCAGCUGAUGUUUCGGACAUUUCUGCCCUGAUGAAACAGAGUGAGAACAAUACACCAUCAGCCAAUGACUACUGUCGAACACAACCAACUGGAGAGCCAACUAAAGAAGAAACUUCAGACACUGUGGCAGCCGAGGAGAAGCUUCUGAAGACGUCAGAUACACAGUAAUCAUUUAUCUGUGAUUAUACUAUUAUAACGGCAUUAAAAAUACUAUUGAGAAUAGUAAGAAAAUGGAUCCUUUGAAUUGAUUUGACAUGUGGCAUUACAAGUUGCAAUUCUACUUUUUAAAAAAGGCGGCUUUAAAGGCGACUAUUUGGUACGAGUGGUUAGUAAAAAACUGUUGCUCAAAGAAUUGCUCAGGUGUCAGAGGUUUCUGCAAAAAUAAAGCUGGAAUUUAUCAACCAAAAGAACACAAAAGAGACUAAAACACAAGAUAAUUUAAUAUAAAGCUGAAAUUACUUUUUUCCUCUCUUGGCCUGCCCUAUUUGGAGCAAACUAUUGCAGGGUUAAGGGAACCAUAGAAGUUUAUUCUCACUGAAACGGUGGCAAAACUCAAUAUAGUAACAUCUCCCUAUUUCAAAAGUAGGAAGUUAACCUCUUAUAGCCUGUUGUAUCAUAUUUGAUACAUACUUUUAUGAUACCUCUAUCUAAUCAAUGUGAUCCUAAAUUACUAAAAAUAAACUUCUGAAUACAAUCUGAUAAAUGAUAAAAAUGCCCUGAGAUGGAU
Messenger RNA from Cheilinus undulatus (humphead wrasse), 3686 nucleotides. It is a transcript of the gene flt3, whose product is annotated as fms related receptor tyrosine kinase 3. Gene Ontology annotation, biological process: B cell differentiation; cell surface receptor protein tyrosine kinase signaling pathway; multicellular organism development. The coding region runs from base 89 to 3127 and encodes 1012 amino acids. The transcript has 24 exons. The record is from RefSeq and is a predicted model, not a curated record. NCBI's taxonomy places the organism in Eukaryota, Metazoa, Chordata, Actinopteri, Labriformes, Labridae. Gene Ontology annotation, cellular component: signaling receptor complex. Gene Ontology annotation, molecular function: ATP binding; transmembrane receptor protein tyrosine kinase activity.